AGAGGGGAUGGGAGGAGGAGGAGGGUGAAGAGGGAUGAGGGAGUGGAGAGGAAGAGGAAGACAAACAUCACAGAGGAGGGUCGGAGGAGGGGAAAAAACUGAUCUCCACCUAACAUCUCCACACAAAAAGUGAGUCUCAGUCGAGGUCAGUGAUGCUUCACCAUCAGGACCGACCCCUGAACUCAACCUACGAAGGGAAGGAAGGUACCAGCUGUGGUUCUUCCUCUUCACUGCAAAACGGGAAAGGUGACACAGAUGGCAACUUCAACUUCCUCCCAGGUGAACAUGGUGACGGCAUCAUCACGAUGGGCAGCAGAGCGGACGAGAACAGAAACCAGAUGCGUCCCCAUAACCUGGGCCUGUUGGGUCACGAUCCCUCUACCUGUUCUCCAACCUCUGGGUUUCACUACAGCACAGCGGUCCUGUCACCCCGCUCCCGCCUGACCCGCUGGAGCCCCCUGGAACCGCUGCCUGAAAUUGACAGUGGUGACGACGGUUAUGGCCGAGUGCCCCCUGAUGGAGUAGAGGAAGGAAGGGUGGAAGAUGAGGAGGAUGGGAGGCUGGAGAUGAUGACCAAGAGUGGACAGAGAGAAAAGGUGGUGCAUCAGAAGAGGAACGGCAGCAUCAUAAGAGGAGAAGAAGAAGAUGAAGAUGACGAAUGGGGUGACAGCGACUCGGAAUCCGAACACAGCCAAUCUGGCGGCAGCAUGUCCUCCCUCAACACGGAAAGUGGAGGAGAAGGGCUGCCAAAGGGAGGCUGGCACCACACUGAUCAACCUGAGUCCAAACUCCAAGAAAGCAACCCAACCAGGAAGUGGGACAACUGUAACCCAGAGCCUACUGGAAGGUCCGGAAGCAUCAGUCAGACGCCUGCGACAGGACAUGGUUCGGAAAACUGCGAGCAGUCGUCAGAUUCCGACGGCGAGCUGCCUGAGAUAAUGGAUGGCAUCUGGACGCUACUGGACCGAGAGCGCUUCAAGGUGCAGGAGAUGGAGAAACAUCAGGUGCAGCUGACCAUGUACCGCCGGCUGGCGCUCAUCCGCUGGGUCCGCACCCUGCAGGGCCGCGUCCAGGAGCAGCAGAACCGCCUCCAGUCCAGCUUCGACAUCAUCCUCACACACAGGAAGGAGCUGUUGCGCAUGAGCACUGCAGCGGCUGUGGCCAACGUUACGCCCGCCACCGCCAUUAGCCAGUCGUAGAGAGGCGGGUGGGGGGG
Molecule: messenger RNA, 1216 nt
Organism: Thalassophryne amazonica
Lineage: Eukaryota; Metazoa; Chordata; Actinopteri; Batrachoidiformes; Batrachoididae
Product: UPF0500 protein C1orf216 homolog
Exons: 3
Coding region: 153-1199 (348 amino acids)
Source: RefSeq, a predicted model, not a curated record